AUGUCACGAAAAGGCGUCGGCAUCGGGGCCUUUGACAGGUCAAGGCUGACGUCGGCCCAUUACGCAUCACACGGCUCAUCUCUGCGCGCGAACAACGCGCAAGCCCUCGAGACACAGCUGGCCGUGUUCCGGUCUCUCCUCCAGCAGUUCGCGCAGACACACGCCAAGGACAUCCGCUCAGACCCGUCGUUCCGCGCCCAGUUCGCGCGCAUGUGUACCGCCAUCGGCGUCGAUCCCCUCUCGAGCAGCAGCAGCAGCGGAGGCGGCCCCGGGGGCUCCAUCUGGGCGCAGCUGCUGGGCAAGACGGUCAACGACUUCUACUUUGAGCUGGCCGUCCGCAUAGUGGAGAUGUGCAGCGCGACGAGAGGCGAGAACGGCGGGCUCAUUGGCCUGCGCGAGGUGCGCGAGCGGCUGUCCCUGGGCCGCGUGGACAGCUCCGGCAACAGCAGCGACAUUUCGGAGGACGACGUCCGCCGCGCCGUCGAGACGCUGAAGCCGCUGGGCGGGAGCUACGGCAUAGUCCGUGUCGGGCGCAAGGAGUACAUCCGGAGCGUCCCCAGAGAGCUGAGCAAUGACCAGGUUGCUGCCGUUGAAGCCGCCCAGGUUUUGGGCUACGUGAGUGUCAGCAUGCUUUGCGAUAACUUGAGCUGGGAGCGGGCACGCUGUCGAACAGUCAUUGACGACUUGGUGGCUGAAGGCAUGCUGUGGGUGGACAAGCAGACCGGUGGAGAGUGGGAGUAUUGGAGUCCGACGUUCAUGGUUGAUAUAGACGAAGGGCAUGCCCCCGUGGCCGAUUGA
Messenger RNA from Metarhizium robertsii ARSEF 23, 798 nucleotides. Its product is annotated as ESCRT-2 complex, Snf8. The transcript has a single exon. Gene Ontology annotation, biological process: protein transport to vacuole involved in ubiquitin-dependent protein catabolic process via the multivesicular body sorting pathway. The record is from RefSeq and is a predicted model, not a curated record. The coding region runs from base 1 to 798 and encodes 265 amino acids. Gene Ontology annotation, cellular component: ESCRT II complex. NCBI's taxonomy places the organism in Eukaryota, Fungi, Ascomycota, Sordariomycetes, Hypocreales, Clavicipitaceae.